This is a messenger RNA of Zophobas morio, 2082 nucleotides long. It is a transcript of the gene magu, whose product is annotated as magu. Bases 178 to 1797 code for a protein of 539 amino acids. The record is from RefSeq and is a predicted model, not a curated record. Lineage: Eukaryota; Metazoa; Arthropoda; Insecta; Coleoptera; Tenebrionidae. The transcript has 8 exons. Gene Ontology annotation, cellular component: basement membrane. Gene Ontology annotation, biological process: cell-matrix adhesion. Gene Ontology annotation, molecular function: calcium ion binding; protein binding.
GAUCGGGCACCGGCAGUCAGCGCCAGAAGUCUGAUGGUCGUCGAGCGGCGCAGCAACAGCUCUGGUCAAGAUUAGUCGGUGUUUGUGCUUCGGACGAGAGUGAAUCGAUAGGCGAGCGAUGUGUCGAGUGUAGGAUCGGUGAUGAACUAAAUCCGGGACACUUGGUGGACGUCUGCAAUGUGGCUGCACACCGUUCUGUCCUUCGGGUGUCUGCUCGUCGCGGCUUCUUGCACGGAACCCCCCUGCAACCCCAAGGCGUGCAGCAAGGACAUGGACGAGAAAAACGUGUGCGGCUCCGACGGCCUGACGUAUCCGAAUCGGUGUCACCUCGAGAAGGUCCGAUGUGUCAACAAGAACUUAACCCUGACGAAACGCGGCCCCUGCCGGCAGCAGAAGGCCUGCCGCGACUGGGAGGUCUACAGGCACUCCAACCCCGACUACAAAUUCCAGGCGAACUGCCGGCCCGACGGAAGCUACGCUGCCGCUCAAUGCCACCCUGACACCGGAUUUUGCUGGUGCGUCACCCCACAGGGAGUGCCCCUUCCGUACACCUCCGUCCGGUGGAAAGCCAACACCAAGCCCCACUGCGGGCGCAAGAAGAAGUCCGCCCACCGACGCAGCCCCCGGGGCCCCAAGGGCCGCAACCGCGCCUGCAAGCAGCCCGACAAGGCCAAGUUCAACAACAACCUCAUCAACAUCUUCCACACCGAGUGGAGCCGCGACCACGGCGGCGUCGUCAAGCCGCACAACAACGAGACCGACCUGCUCGUCAACCAGUGGAAGUUCGGCACGAUGGACGCCGACGGCAACGGCGUGCUGGACCGCAACGAGUACCGCGACCUGAAGCGCAUCGCCAAGAAGGCGGUCAAGCCGAAGAAGUGCGCCAAGAUGUUCCCGCGCUCCUGCGACGUCAACAGCGACACGCUGAUCAGCCAGCAGGAGUGGGCCGAAUGCCUCACCAGGGACGGCAUGGACGUUUUUUUGCGUGUUUUUUCCUGGUUGGAACCAGAUGGGGGCGGCGGAGCGAACGCGUCGCACGAUAGGGUGGAGGAUCAGGAGGACUACCCGGAGUCGUUCCCGUCGCACAGGCCCUUGCCGCACGAAAAUCUGCAUGUCCCAGCUUUGACUUACGACGAGGAGUCCUCCGAAAUCCACGACGAAGACGAGCCCACCGACUGCCUGUCCGACCGGCAGGCGGCGCUGCUCGAUGGCGGGGAAUUCUACGUCCCCGAGUGUACGUCCGACGGCCGAUAUAAAAAGAUUCAGUGUUACAAAGCGGCCGAAUACUGCUUCUGCGUGCACGAAGACACCGGCCAGAACAUCCCCGGCACCUCCGUGAAAAACGGCAAGCCCCAGUGCGACCAACCUCCGAACGUAAACCGCCCCAUGAAGGGCUGUCCCUUCGAGAAAAAGACAAUUUUCUUGCGGGACCUCCUGCAGUUCUUGCACGUGCGCAUGAAGAAGAACAACGACACCAAGAACCUGAACAGUCUGCCGUGGAUGUCCUCCAAGGAGGAGCAAGCGGCCACUUGGAGUUUCGUCGACUUCGACAAAAACAAGAACAAGCUGCUGGACAGAAACGAGUGGAAGCUUUUCAAAGAGGUUGUAUCCAAGGAGAAGAGUCUGAGGAAGUGCGGGAAGAAGUUGCCCAGGUACUGUGAUAUAAACAAAGAUCGACACAUCAGUAUGACGGAGUGGAUGGACUGUCUGAAUGUACAGAAGGAAACGAUUACAAGGCCCCCUAUGUCUCCCAGAACCGGCAAGAAAAAUCCGUUGGAUGUGUUGAUGGAAGACUAGUGAUUUUGUGACGUAGUUGUUGACAGACUGGAUGACCCAGCUUUAUUCGGACCGGCGAAAGCCACGGCAACUCUUGUGAUUAUAGUGUAGUGUAUAGCUUUCAUCUUAUCGUAAUGCAUCGUGCUUAUUUAUUCUCAAGUGUAUUAACAACCUGGCAGUGGUUGUUAAGUGUUUUAUCCAAAUUUUAUUGAUCCUCUCGGAAAGCUUUGUUGAUGGAUUUUUAGUAUAAUUAAAAACCACUUUGUUAUUGUCUGACUAUUUAAGAAAAAUAAAGAAUGAAUAUUA